UUCCUCCGUUCUUCUUGUGGACCGGACUCGUAGGAGUUAAGGGCAGCGAGACCGGUCAGUGCGCCCUAGAGAGGCCGCCACAGUCUACGGACCGCCAGACCCGGACACUCAUCCCUGCCCUCCUGGUUCCAGGGCUGGGCCGGGCCGGGGCCUUUGUCUCUUGGCUGCUCUCUCUCUCGUGACCCAUUCUCUGGUUCCUUCCAGACUCUCGGUUUGGGCUUGUCCGGCUCGGUCGCUGUCCCCGGCAGUGCCCGCCUCCUCCCGGCUCCCUGCCUGCCUGCUUGUGGGCACCGCGAGGAGAAGUCCUGGCCAGAAAAGCUUGACCUUCAUCUCAGCUCCAUUCCCUACAAACAGCCAUGGUAUCCAGAUCCCCUCCAAAUGGGGCUCAGGGGCUGCUCACCUUUGAGGAUGUAGCAGUCAUUUUCUCCCAGGAUGAAUGGAAGCACCUGGACUGUGCUCAGAGAGCACUCUACAAGGAUGUUAUGUGGGAAAACUACCAGAACCUGGAAUCUGUGGCAGGAUUUUCGUUCCCUAAACCAGAGCUCAUCUUAUGCUUAGAAAGAGGUGAGGAACCAUGGUUACCUGAUUGCCUGGGAUCUCCAGAAAGGAGAAGGAUCCUGUUCUUCUGUACUGGUGAGGAGACAGGUGACAAGCCCAGGACUCCUCCCUGGCUUUGGAAAGGCCUGGAAGAAGUGGGGGCUCUUGAAGGACAACCUUUCAGACCUCAGAUGGAUAGUUCACCUUCUCCAGGAGAGGACAAGUUGCAGAGUCCUGCCAGGCUUUGGAAAAGUCUAGAAGAAGUGGGGGCCCUCGAAGGGCAACUUUCCAGAACCCAGACAGAGCAUUCCCCUUCUCCAGUAGGUGACAAGCCAGGGACUCUGCCCAGGCUUUGGAGGGGCCUGGAAGAAAUGGGAGCCCUGCUGGAUGGAAAUAAGACCUCCAGAGCUGCCCCGGCCCAGAUCAUCUACUGGUGCACGUCAGACAACAAGGAGCUGAUCCCCUGCUCUGUGGACUUUACCCCACUGCCAUCCCCAGGCUUCCCCAAGCCCUACAAGUGCUCCCACAGCAGCAAAGACCUCAUCCACCUCUCCAGCUUCUCUAGUUACCAGCGAAGCUACCAGUGCCCUCAGUGCGGCAAGCUGCUUGGCUGGAACUCUGACUUUACCCGCCACCAGCGCACGCACAGCGGCGAGAGGCCCUUCAGCUGCCCCCUGUGUGGGAAGCGCUUUGGCCACAGCUCUGACUUUACCCGCCAUAAGCGCACACACACCGGUGAGAGGCCUUACCAGUGCUCCGAGUGCCCCAAGUGCUUCAGCCGCAACUCGGACCUGGUCACGCACCAGCGAACACACACAGGCGAGAAGCCCUACUCGUGUGGGAACUGUGGCCGCGGCUUCAGCCGCAGUUCGUCGCUGGUCACGCACCAGCGUGUUCACACAGGAGAGAAGCCCUACCAGUGUCGAGACUGUGGCAAACGCUUCAGCCUCAGUCCAGACCUCGUCAAGCACCAGCGCAUUCAUACGGGGGAGAAGCCCUACAAGUGCAGCCACUGUGCCAAGUGCUUCAGCCAUCGGGCCAACCUCAUCACCCACCAGCGAGUCCACACAGGUGAGAAGCCCUACAAGUGCCGAGACUGUGAGAAGAGCUUCAGUCAGAGCUCGCACCUCAUCAUCCACCAGCGGGGCCACACUGGGGAGCGCCCCUAUCGCUGCGGCGACUGCAAGAAAAGCUUCAGCAGCCGCUCCUACCUCAUUACACACCGCCGUGUCCACACGGGGGAGAAGCCAUAUUCCUGUGGCAUGUGCGGGAAAAGCUUCAGCCAGAGGACCAACCUUCUCACACACCAGAAACUCCAUGGGAUGGAGAAGGAGGGAGUGGGAGGGGUGGCUUCCACUGGGAUUGCCAGGCUAGGGCGAGAGGCUUAAGUUCCUGUCCCACAAAUUCAAUGCAACAAAUACUUAUUAGUUUGCCUAAAAGAUAAUUGGGGUACGAAGGGUCUCUGCCCUCACGCAGCUUAUGGCUUACUAGAGGCAAUAGCUCCUUUUGAAAGACUUCCGGGGGGGGGGGAAGGCAAGAGAAUGAGAUGGGAAGGACUUCCUGACCUUAGCAUUGUGCAGGGUCUCCAGGGGCUGAUUCCUAUCCCAAAUGGCCGAUUGGUUAUUUUCUGCUUCUUUUACUCCUGAAGGGAAUCUUUAAGAGUUUUUCAAAGUGGUUGUAGAGGAAAGAACCUUCUACUGGAAAUCAGGAGAUCUGGGGUUCAAGACCUAGCUCAGGCGCUGGCGGUUUGACCUUGAGUAAAUCCCUUCCUCUAAUUGGAUCUCAGUUUCCACAUUUAUAAAAUGAGAGGUGUUUUGUUUUUAUUUUAAACCAGUUUGUCUUUGUGGUCUCUUUUAGUCCAGAUAAUUCAUGCCAUAUUCUUCUGUGAGAACUAGAGGUGGGACCUAGCAAAAGGGGUUAAGGAAUUAGAAUUUAUAUAGUACCUACUAUGUACUAUUUGUUAGUGCUUUACAAAUGUCAGCUCAUUUAAUCCUUACAACAACCCUGGGAGGCAGAUGCUGUUGUUAUUCUCAUUUUAUAGUUGAAGAAAUUGAGGCAAAAAAGAGAGGUUAAGUGAAUUGCCCAGGGUUGCACAACUAAUACGUGACUGAGGCUGGAUUUGAACUCAGGUCUUCCUUAAUCAGAACCUGCACUCUCCACUGUACCACCUGGUCGAAGAAGAGAUUGAGAAGUUAGAGGGAAUGAAUUGGUUUCCUUCAAAAUAGGUUAAAUACAUUCUAGGCAGGAAUGUUACAACUCUGGGGCAAUUGGCCUAAGUAAAGUUACUAGUAGGAAUCAGUUUCCCAAAGCAGUGUUCACCCAAAGGUGAUACUAAGAAGCUUCCAAUGGCUGAAGUCUUUUUUACAUUUUCACUAUUGCCAUCCUGCUCCCUGGGAAGUAUGGGUAAUCCCAGUGAUCAGAAAGCAAAUACAAAAUUGUUCAAUUACUAUUUGGGGAAAUCUCACCCUUAAGGGGAAUAGCUAAGAGAAUAAAAAAUGGAGUUAAAAGAGGUAUUGUAGGAUUGGGAAAGAAGAGAUUUGGCAUUCAACUUUUUUCUUUUUUUUCUUCUUGUUACAGCUUUCUCUAAUAAUAAAUCUAGAGAUUAUCUGUUUUUCAUUCCCUAUUACUCAUUCUUUUCCCUUCCAACUUAGCUGUCUUAACUGGUCCUACUCCAGACUGGUCAUAACUUAUCUUCUAAAUGAGGUGAAUACCCAAAAACUGUGAGGAGUUUGGAAGUCUGGCGUUAUAGAUGAUCCUUAAACUAAGAAGGCUAAUAAAAGUGAUCAAGGAGGAGGAGAAGGUGGCUGACUAAAUCCAAUUAAAACUAAAAUUGAUUCUUCCACCAAAAAGCUGUUCUGAAUUCUGAUUUCCUGAGAACUCUUCCAAAACGCUUCUUUCCCAUUACUGCUCUAACCUUCUUGGUCGAUAAACAUCAACAGGAAACUUACGACAAAUAGUCGCAUCAUCUAAUUUCUUCUUUUCCCUAGCACCUGCAUUAAUUUGGUUGUGUCUAAAUUUUUAUGGUAUCACAACAGGUUAGAAAUUUUAGCAGGAAAGAGAGAAAAAUGAACUGUCCCUCAGAGAGUGAAGGGUAGAGAGUCAGACUUGGGGAUUUGGGAACUAAUGGGGUUGGGCAAGAUGCUUGUAGAAGGAUCCCAUUUAUUAAUCUCUACCUAAGAAAUCUGCAUUUCAGAAGGUAGAAAUUACAGAAUAUGUGUAUCAAAAAGGUCAUGUGGACAUGCCAAAGGCAAUUGGGUGGUUGUCUUUACGUUUUGGGGCCAGUGCCCCACUGAAAGGCCUACAUGUUACCAUUGGGGAGAAGAAUCUUUGGUUUGGGAAGAGGAAUGGAUCUGGCUCACCUACCCUGCCCUCCACAAGGGACAAUUUAUCUCAGUACCUAUUUACUCUGCCCUAAAAUUUCUAUCUAGACUUGGUACCACAGAAAUUUAGGAAUAACCAAAUGAAAACAGAUGCAUUUAAAUUUUAGGUAAAUUGUGAUGAUCAUAUUGGCCUAAAGAAUCUAUGCUUAAUUCUCAAAUACUUUCAUCUAGACUGAGUAUUUUUGGAUUUGGGGUGGAAGUGUGUGUCAAGGAAGUUUUAUCCUCUUCCCCUCCUGAGUAGCCUGUCCAUCAAACAUUCCUGAGGUAGCAUAGUUGUGCCAGGUUUUGCGUCCCUCUACGUACUGUUUGGUUUGGGGCUUCUGAGCAGGAGAGUUGAGAAAGAAUUGGGGAGAAUCGAGAAGAGAACAGAGGAGGCAGGUGAGGGGGGGAAGAGAAAGAGACAUGCAGGCUAGGCACCACGUAGUCAGGUUACUUAGAGGAAUAGUUGUCUACCCUUUCCAAUAAACUUUAUAAAAUAUAUAUAUAUGGGUAGAAAUAUUUUCAAUUCUCACAGAAGGGAAGUAUUUUCUAAUAUUCUCUUGGGCACAGAUAUUUUUCACUAAAAUGCUGUGCCAAUUUGUCAUUAUGCCAGUCAUUUUGUCACCUAGUGGAUGUAACCGGAAAAUACAGCUUCUCCAGUAUCUUGCCCAGAAGGAAACAUGAUCUACUCAUUUAGCUGGAGCAGCCCUGUUUGAGAAACCCCUAUCCCAUAACAGGUCUGCUGGGUUCUAUGAUCCAAUCCUAUGAUCCAAGUCCCAUUGCACCCAAAAGGAUAGCGUGCCAAAUUAUUUGAAAAUAGGCUUCAGGUGAUGGAGAAGAAAAGGCUUGCAUCUUAGUACCUCUAUAGGUAUAUAAGGUAGAAACAGAAAUUAUGAAAUUAGAGUAGAAUUGAAAUAACUCCUUGAGGCAGUGUGCUCUACUCCAUUGAGCUUUGGAAUUAGGAAGACCUGGGUUUGAAAAUGACCUCAUAGAUUUACCAGUUUUAUGAUUCUGGGGAAAUUUUUACAUAAUCUCUGCUCAGUUUUUUCAUCUGAAAUGAGAGACUUGUACUUGAGAUUUCUAAGGGCCCUUUCUUGUUGAAAAUUUUUGAUUCCAAGAGACUGGGCAAAAAUGUUAAUUAGGCCAUUUGUUUUUCAUAUCCUACCAUUAAAGCCUUUCUACCCCUCACUUUUUUGGAGCCCUGCCUUCCCCUGCCCUUCUCUUGUUCCAUUCCUCCAUGUCUACAAUUUGAGCCCUUUGGCAACCUAUUCUCCACCUUACGAAGAUUUGCCCCUCCCAGAAGUAAUUUUAUUUUAAUAGGGGCCUUGAGAGGGUAUAAUACCCUCAAGACCUUCAAAUUCAACAGAUAUUUUUCAAGUGCCUACUAUAUGCAAUGGCAGCCCACUAGAUGAAGGGAUUUAUAGACACAACCACAAUAAGCUCCACUUUCAGGGAUCUUAAUUUCUCUUGGGGGAGGGAGAGAGAGAGACAUUAGAAAAUUUAUUCCCAAUGGAAUAAGACUCUAACGGUAAAAUUUCUGCUACCAGAGUAGCCAUUGGGGUUGAUGGUUGGAGCUCCAUUCACCACAUCUCAGAAUUGACUACUUAUUUAUAAAAUGGCCCUGGCCUCCAGCCUCUUGCCUUUAUUAUUGACAGUUUACAAGUAAUAUAGUGGGGUUAAGGGUGGAGGUGAGGCCUAUGAACAUUGUAUGGGACACAAUAGAUGAUAUUUUCUAGGCUUCUAGGAAGACUAGAGAAGUUAGAACCAGAGCACAGAAUUCAGAAUUCAAAUGAACUAAGUUCAGAUAAUUACUUGGAUACUUAUUACCUGUGGUAAUAGGUGACAUUAUCUGUGAGAUUCAGUCUACUCAUUUUAAAGUGAGGUUGAGCAGGAUGAUUUCUAAGGUUCUUUUUCACCUUGGAAUUCUGUGAUCCAUUCCGAUGAAUUGGGGGUUUCACUAGAAAGAAAUGGAAAGAAAGUUGGUGGCUGGAAGGAAGUGUCAUCAGAGCUUAUAUGGGAAAGUGGAUUCUUGCCUCUCUGUAUGAUUCGCUUGUCUUGUUGUCCCAACUCUGCCAUUGUUUUCCUUUCCCUCCAAUAUUUGAGAUGUGUUUAAUUGUCUUUGCUAGGACAGAAUAAACAUUUUUAAAAGUC
Molecule: messenger RNA, 6047 nt
Organism: Monodelphis domestica (gray short-tailed opossum)
Lineage: Eukaryota; Metazoa; Chordata; Mammalia; Didelphimorphia; Didelphidae
Product: zinc finger protein 10-like
Biological process (GO): regulation of transcription by RNA polymerase II
Cellular component (GO): nucleus
Molecular function (GO): RNA polymerase II cis-regulatory region sequence-specific DNA binding; DNA-binding transcription factor activity, RNA polymerase II-specific
Source: RefSeq, a predicted model, not a curated record